Molecule: messenger RNA, 453 nt
Organism: Phialemonium atrogriseum
Lineage: Eukaryota; Fungi; Ascomycota; Sordariomycetes; Cephalothecales; Cephalothecaceae
Exons: 3
Coding region: 1-453 (150 amino acids)
Source: RefSeq, a predicted model, not a curated record
AUGGCCGCACCCCACGCCUUUAUGGAUUCCUUCCCGCUUGAUAGGCGCGAGGCGCGCCGGGCAGUCGACGCCACGCCUCCUUUUCCAUCUCUACAUUGGCCCCCAAUCGGCCUCACAUGGACGCUCCACAACCUGGGAGACAUGUGGCGCUUUAUCCUUCUGUGGACCAUGAUAAUUUAUGCCCUCUUCCAUCUCGGGGCUGCCGGUAUUGCCCUCGCCAUGCAGGUGGGCAAAAGGAGGUCGAACUGGAAGUUUCUCUGGAUGGUCCCAAUCUUCUACCUUGUCGUGGCAGGCCUUGAGGCUCUUUUCGCCGGCAGUAUCGUGGGGCUUAUCGUUGGCGCCAUCUACCUCUCCGGACACUAUCCCAUGUCGACUUGGAUACCCUUUUUCUGGGGUUGGAUCAACGUGUUGGUCUUGAUAAUAUCAUCAUUCACGAUCCAGGGCGGUCUAUAA